Molecule: messenger RNA, 1400 nt
Organism: Lampris incognitus (smalleye Pacific opah)
Lineage: Eukaryota; Metazoa; Chordata; Actinopteri; Lampriformes; Lampridae
Gene: hemgn
Product: hemogen
Exons: 4
Coding region: 86-973 (295 amino acids)
Source: RefSeq, a predicted model, not a curated record
AACUGAAAACUGUCACAAGUUAUUUUGUCUACUUUUGUGCUUUCCCGCUCUCGAUGAGUUGAGUUCACUCAUAGCAGGAUUCAGAAUGGAGGAGACGUUGCAAAAAGAGAAAGGGGAGUCGGAAUUAAAAACUUCUGAUGGUAACCAAGGUGGGGUCCAACGUCGGCUGCGGGACAGAGAACUUCUCAGGAAGAGAAAAGCCGAGGCAGAAGAAAAGGAAACUAUCCAGUGGGUUUUUGGGGUGGAGAGCAGAAGGAAAAGACCAAGAGGCGAGCAGAAGAGCAGUGCAGGUAAAAGAGGGAGACCAAGGAAGAUGGCCACUGUGCCAGAUAUUCCUAUCGCUCCAGAGGAUCCAGCACUUGCACCAGGCGCCCCUGCAGAAGUGGUGGCGUCUGAACCUGCAGAGGUUAUCCCAGCCCAAGCAUUACCUACUCUUAUCCCAUUCCUUUCUGUGGGCAGUGAGCCAUUGAAAUCUCAGCCAGCAUACGUCCCCACUGCUGCUACUCCAAUAGCUGCCCUUGCCUCAAUCGAAACCCCUGUUCUUACACCUACAUUAGCCAGUUCCUUUGCUCUUGCUUCUGCUCCAUCCCAAGCCUUUGCCGUGGCCCCAUCUCCAGUUUCUGUCCCCACUCCUUCAGCUUCUGCUACACCUCCAGAAGAUGAACCAGCCCCGGUCCCAGAUCCAGCCCCAUCCGAGGCCUUGUCCCAAGGCCCUGUUUUAGCUUCAGUUGGCACUCUUUCUGUGCCCUCACCUUCUUCCCUUUAUACAGAGUCACAGGGUAGUGCAGACCUGGUUCUGAUUGAAGACAUAGGCUCGGAUGAGGAUGAAGAUAUCUCUCUGUUUCAAGAAAAAAGAGCUGCUGCAGAGCUGAGUGAAGAACCAACUGUCAGCGUGCUUGAACAAAAUAACAUCUUCUCAAAUCCAACUCUAAACUCUCCACCUCCUCCAUCGGAAUAUCUCCCAGGAAAUUAAUGCUGACAUGUACCUUCAGGAUACAGCCUCAGUUCAGAAAUUUAUACAGGCCAAGCUACUCAGUAGUCAGAUCUGCAUGUGAGAGUUUACUAAUGUGCAGCUCGUCAGUUGAUGGUUGCUAUCAUGUUGAAAACAUGCAUUUCUGGAUGCUUUAAACGAAGAAAAAGUGUCAAUUAAAAAAAAAGUCUGUGCACUUAUUUAUCUUAUAUUCGUGUUUUUGCGCUGACUUUAUUUUGCUCUUUCCUUCUUUUGUUAAGUUUACGUAGGUCUAUUUUGUAUUUAAUAUACAGCAGUUUGUGCCAGCUUCUGUUCAGUAGUAAAUUGUAAUUAAAUUAGAGGCCACUACUUUUUUGUGACCUUUUUUAAUGUUUUUCUGAACAUUGUAAAAAAAAAAGUUGUUCUACGUCGUAAUAAAAGAGCACUUCUC